AGUAAGUGUUGGACGUUCAUCGGUACAUGGGAAGUGUGUCUAUAUACGACACAACUCUGAAGUCUGGAAAUACAACAAACACCACUUGUUUUCGAGGUUAAAUGUGUUUCCAGAGAAAACGGGUCGGUGUUGUCUCUGAGUCAGAUUAACGCAGCUGCUGGUUUCUGGCUGCUAUUUGUCCACCGGGGCGAGCUAGUUUUAGCAAAGUGGCUAGCUAAGUAGAUAACAACCUUGCCCUGUCCGUCAACAAGCAGCAGUUUAGCUCUGUAUGCUCCUGACAGCUUUUAAACAAACCCGUUGUUAUUUUCCCUGUAGCUUAAUGUAGUGUCACUGCCUGCAGCCCAUGGUGUGCAGUUCACGAAGUUUAACGACAGACUGGAGUCCUGUUCUCAGUGCUUUUGAAGAGCCAUGAGCACCUACUGACAGCGGGGUUAGGCUGACAUGGACUGAAGCUGGGCGGAUGAACACCUGUCGUCUCUGGCGACAUUGAACUUCAGAGAAGCCUGCAGGAUGUUGGAAGGCCUGGUGGCCUGGGUGCUGAACACAUACCUGGGGAAAUAUGUCAGCAACCUGAACACAGACCAGCUCUCCAUCGCCCUUCUCAAAGGGGCCGUGGAGCUGGAGAACCUCCCUCUGAGGAAAGAUGCCCUCCGAGAGUUUGACCUUCCAUUUGAAGUAAAAGCAGGCUUCAUUGGAAAGAUUACUCUGCAGAUCCCUUUCUACCGGCCUCACAGUGACCCAUGGGUGAUCUCCAUGUCCCAGCUCAACCUCAUCAUUGGCCCCAUUCAGCUGCAGGAAUACGACGGAGAGAAGGAGAGAGAGGAGGAGAGGGAGCGCAAAACACGCCUCCUCAAAGCCCUGGAGGACAAAUUCAAAAGUGAGUGUGAGCAGAGAGGAGAGUCGUACUGGUACUCUGCCACCGCCUCAGCGGUCACCAGGAUUGUGGAAAACAUUGAGCUGAACAUCCAAGAUGUGCAUCUCAGAUUUGAGGAUGACUUCUCCAACCCAGAGAAACCCUUUGCCUUUGGGGUUUGCAUCAACAACGUUUCUGCCCAGAACCCCUCCAAAGAGACGGUCCAGAAGCAGCUCCGGCAGAAGCAGCUGGAGAUACAAGACUUCAGCGUGUACUGGGACACAGAGAGUGAAAUGCUGGGGAAGCUGCCCGCAAACCAGAUCCAGGAUGCGAUGACCCGGUGUAUGCAGAGCCGCACGCAUCAGUACAUCUUUGAACCUGUGUGUGCCUCCGUGCUGCUCAGAAGAAACACUUCCAAGGAGCCUCUGAGGGCCCGACACACGCCACGCAUCGAGGGCCUAGUUCAGCUGGAGCCCAUGUCCUUGCGCCUGUCACAGGUCCAAUACCAGCAGAUCAUUGUCAUUCUCUUAAGGAGACUGGAACCGUCGGGAGACAGAGAUGCUUACCAAAGUGGAGACCAAGGUGCCCAUUUCGGAGAAAGUACGUUCCCAACAAUGUUUCUAAAUAGGAGCAAACAGUUCAGCAAACAUUGCCGGCAGUGGUGGAUGUUUGCCAUCCAGGCCAACCUGAGUGAGAUACGGGAGCAGCGGCGCAGGGGCAGCUGGGACUUCGCUCUGCGGCGGGCCCGAGACGCUCAGACCUACACAAGCCUGUACUUCAGGAGGCUCAAAGAAGUCCCACUGAGUCCUCCAGAGGAGAGCGAGCUGCAGCGAGUGGAAGAGGAGCAGACACUAGAGGAGCUGCAGAGUCUCCGAGAAAUAGUUCAUGACUGGUUUCGAAAGCAGGAAGAAAUCGCAGAGAAUGUGCGCGAGCCCAGCAGUGACCCCACGCUCUGUGAACCCCCCACAUCCAUCCCCAAGAGUGGGAGCUCAGGAAUGAUCCAGUACCUGCAGUCAUGGUUCCCGGGCUGGGGAGGCUGGUAUGGAGAGUACCAGGACCCAGAGAGGCCUGAGGACCUCCAGCCCAGUCCGUCCUCCUGGGACAUUCUGGCAGAGACAGAAGACCUGUUCAACCCGUUGGAGGACUCUCACACUCUGAACACGUUCACAAGGAGAGAUCACCUGUUUGCACGGCUGGAGUUCUUACUGGAGAAAGGCGGAGUCACGCUCUUCCACCAGGACAGGAGGGGGGGCUCUCUGACCGAAAGUGGGGUCAUCCAGUUGGAAUUUUCAGGGGUGAAGGUGAUCCUGGAGUCCCUCCCUCGCUCUGAGUCUUCCCUGCUGUCUGUGAAGCUGGGGGGGCUUUUCCUGAGAGACCUGACUACUCAGGGCACCAUCUUCCCCGUCCUGGUGUCUCCCAAAACGGACAAAGUUGUUGUUGCCCUUAACCAGCCAUCGGGCCAGUCCAGCAGUACCUCUGGAUGCAAUGCAGAGUGCUCAUCAUCACCAGUGUUUGAAAUGAUUUAUGAGCGAAACCCUGUAAGGUGUCAGUUUGAGCGGAGACUGGAAGUGAACACCAGUCCACUGAACAUCAUCUACAACCCGCAAGCAAUCAAAAAAGUGACAGAGUUCUUCUAUAAAGGAAGAGUUCAUACCUCAGGUUUUGGCUAUCAGUCGGAGUUGGAGCUGAGAGUGGCAGAAGCUGCCAGGAGGCAGUACAACAAGCUGAAAAUGCAGACCAAAGCGGAGAUUCGACAGACCAUUGAUCAGCUGCUUGUGGGAGAGUUUAUUGAAAAUGGCAAGCGUUGGACCAUGAAACUGGACAUCUGUGCACCCCAGGUGAUUUUCCCUGAUGACUUCCAGUCAGAGGACCCGAUGCUAGUUGUUGUUGAUUUAGGCAGGAUUCUCCUCACAAACUCUCAAGAUGACACAAAGGCCAGCUUAAAAACGACUCAACCUGAAACGGAAGAAAUGAGUGAAGAUGAAUACCAGACCCCCCUUGCUACCCCACCAGAGUCUCCACCAUCUGAACUAGACAUGUCUUUGAAAGAACAGCUCAAAAGCCCUGAACUCCCCAGCUUCAUAUCCCCUGAAGGUACACAGGCCUACAGGAGAAAGCUUUAUGAAAAGUACUCCUUGUCCUUUAAGGACCUGCAGAUAAUGGUUGGUCGCUUCAAGGACAACUGGAAACAUCUUCAAGAGAGUGAGGUGGGGCCUACUCACGUGGUGGAGAAGUUUAAUGUGCUGCUCCAGCUUGAGCAGAGACUGCGCUAUACCUCGGACCCCCAGCUCCCUGGGGCUGUGUUGUCAGGAACUCUACCAGACCUAAAGGUCCAUAUCAACCUUGAGAAGAUGACCGCCCUUAGGAGUUGUCUGGCUAGGCUAAGCAGUGAAGAAGACAAAAGCCAAGAGAAGGGCCCAAAUAUACAUUCCCCUGAUCCCCUUACCCUCCGCCAUGACAAAAUCUUUCAGAGGCAGGACAGCUCCUGGAAGCUUCAAGGGUCAGCCAAGAACCUGACCCAGAGUGUGAUGACUUUAGAGCAGCACACACGGGAAGUACUGGUGGAAUCCCGUCUACUUUUAGCGGAAUUCAACAUCAACUACAUGCAGCUUGGUGUAGAAAGCGAUGGCCGCUACAUAUCUGUUCUCAAGGUAUUUGGCACAAAUGCUAAAUUUGUCAAGCGGCCUUAUGAUGCUGAAGUCUCCCUAACUGUCCAUGGUCUUCUGCUGGUAGACACCUUACAGACCUAUGGCUCAGACUUCGACCUCCUUGUGGCUUCACAUAAAAAUCUCAGUUUUGACAUACCCUCGGGCAGUCUCCGGGAGAGCCAGCCUUCGUCCCCAUUGUUGUCUGAAGGCAGGUCUCCCGGGCAUCAGUGCCAUCAUACUGAGUUACCCUCUGGUAUGCCUACUGAUAGAAUCUCCCCCUUCAGUUCCUUUCUCAAAGACCAGGAGGCCCUAAUAAAGCUUGAGUACCAGUUUGUGAGCUCAGACUGCCCCUCCAUGAACCUGGACAGCUCCCUCCAGGUGACAAGCAUGCAGGUCAAUAACUUGGACAUCAUUCUCAACCCUGAGACCAUGGUGGAGCUACUCAAGUUCCUCCAGAAGUCUUUUCCUAAGGAAGAAAGCUCCUGGACAUCGUCAGCACAGCAACACACAACACAGCCUUGCAGUGAGGAAGAGGAAGGGACAUAUCAGGCAACAUAUGACCAGAACAAAGAGCUGACUGUGGAGAUCCAUCGUCUUAACCUGCUUCUACUCCGGACUGUGUCCACUGGCACUGCCCAGUUUGCUGAGAAGAAAGGGUUGAAGAUUGCCACUGCCAGCAUCACAGGCACCAAGGUCAAUGUGUCCAUGGGCAGUCGUUUGGACAUUAAUGGGUCACUCGGGUCCAUGCAGUUGGUGGACCUGACCCAGGAAGGAGGCAGAAGCCAGUUUGUUGUUAGCAUUGGUAGUGCUGAUAGCUCCUGCAAUGUUGGCGGAUUAACAUUCCUUGCUGACAUAGAAGGUUCUUCCUCAGAAGCUUUACAUUUCCGCCUAAUGGAGAAAUCACAAGGGGAGUGUUCCUUGGAACUUCAAAUGGCCUCCUUGCACUAUAACCACUCAGCCAAGUUCCUAAAGGAGUUGAGUCUGUCUGCCAAUGAGGUUGAAGACAAUUUCCGCUCCAUGCUGAAAAGCGCUGCCACCAAAGUUUCAACAGUUCUAGCCACCAAGACGGCAGAGUACAGCGGUAUGGUUUCGCUCUUUGAGACUCCCUCACGGAGAACUCGAACUCAGAGUCAGAGCUGGGCUUAUCCAUAUGAGGAGGAGGAGGAUCCUCCCAUGGAGGAACCUGAAUCCACCUUAGACACAUUCUUGGUGAAGCUGACUCUUAAUAUUAGCAUUGAAUCACCAGUUGUUUCCAUUCCCCGUAAACCUGGACACCCUGAGCUGUUGGUUGGUCAUCUGGGAAGCAUAACAAUUCAGAAUUGUGUUACCGGGCAAGACUCUGAAAGUGAGAAGCUACAGGUGUUGGUGAAGGAUAUCCGACUGUAUUCAGUCAACAUGAGUCAUUUGGUAUUGAAGAGGACACACAGAGCUGGCAGCAUGUCACCAUCCCACAACGGAAGUAUGAAUCAUGAUGAGCCACAAUUCACACGCCAUGACUUCUUUGAAUCCCUCAACCGUGGAAAAGCUUUCCAUAUAUUGAAAGACACCACUAUACAGUUCACCGUGGAGAAGGUUCCAGUUGAAGAAGACACCCAGUUCACCUUCCUCACUGCAGAGGAGCCCUGUAAGAGCACAGGGCUUCUCCGAAUCGAGGGCAAAUUUGUCAACUCUGUUCAGGUGUUCCUGUGCAAGCCUGUGUAUGAACAAGUACUGCAGACAUUGGACAAUUUGUCCUUGAUUGAGGAGCAACGUGUCACACCCAGCCAACCGCCCACACCACCUCCACCAACGCCUUCUUCCACCAGACCGCACCGGUUUCCUGACCCCCAGGGAGGGCUGUUUGCAAGGGACCCUCCCUAUAUGAGCUUUUCCCACUCGUCACUUUCCUCUCCUUUGCCUCUCCAGUCUCACAAACCCGCUAAUCACUCCUCCUUUACUCAGUUCAAAGUCACCUUACAUGUGGCAGAACUGCAGGUGCAGCUCAGUGCUGACCUGACCCAGGGAUCCCAGGGCUUGGUCAGCCUGCGCUUCCGAGAUCUGGAGGGAGACUUCACCAAAGACCAUCCUCAUCUACUAACAGUCCAGCUAGCUCUGCGCUCGCUGCUAAUGGAGGACCUCCUGGAGCAGAACCCUGAGUCUAAAUACAAACAUUUGAUGGUGUCUCAUGGAGCACCCAAGCCCUCCACCUUCAGCCCAAAGGAGUACCUUUCCCAAAGCUGUCCAUCAGCAUCCAAUGCGCUGUACCCAGACAUGCCCCGCUCACUGCCUGCACACAUGGAGGAGGCCCAGAACGUCUUUCAGCUCUACCAGAGGCAUCCCAGCACCCCGUCAGCUGCCCCUCGCAAAUCCAAGAGAGACAUAGACUGUCCCAACACUCCACCUCCCUCCCCUACCCGUCAUACACCAUCCCCUCAGCCCCCUCCAGAUUUUGAUGACUCCCUAGUUCAUAUCAAUGUGCUGCUGGUCGACCAGAACCACCCAGAGUUCAAAACACGCUACGGCAGAGUGGGACGAAGCGUUGAUGUGGACUUUAACUGCCUGGACGUUCUGAUCACACUGCAGACCUGGGUGGUUAUCCUUGACUUCUUUGGUAUUGGCUCCACUGCCAAUAAUCAUGCAGUGAAGGUGCCCCCUAUGUCCCCCCCCCAAGAGCCAGGACAGCCUCUGUAUGAGCCCGACAUCGUUGAGGAGGAGACAUCCGAGGCUGUCAACACUAAAGUGGACCUUAAGGUUCAUUCUUUGUCUCUUGUACUAAACAAGAAAACCAAUGAGCUUGCCAGAGCGAGUGUGUCCAAACUGUCUGCUCAUCUAGAAAUGAUGGAUGGCGACCUGGCAUUACAAGGCAGUUUAGGAAGUUUGUCCCUGAGUGACCUUACACCACAUGGUGAUCUCUACCGAGAGCGCUUCACCACCCGAGGAGGGGAGGCCCUUAUUUUCAACAUCCAUAAGUACGGCCAGCCUGAUCCUUACCUGGAGCGGGAAUGUGACAUCAAGGUGUCCCUGCAGAUGGCCUCCGUGCAGUACGUCCACACCCAGCGCUUUCAGGCCGAGGUGGUGGCCUUCAUCCAACAUUUCACCCAGCUACAGGAUGUUCUCGGCAGGCAGAGGGCUGCUAUGGAGGGCCAGGCUGUGCGCGAACAUCCUCAGCGGGCUUCCAGGGUUCUGCUGGAUAUUGAGGCUGGUGCCCCAGUUAUUCUCAUCCCAGAGAGCUCAUGCUCGCCGAGGGUCAUUGUGGCCAACCUCGGCCAGCUGAGGGUGCAGAACAGCUUCCUGCCAGCGGGGGCUCAUGGGACUUUCUCCCUCAGAGACAAGGAGCGAGUGAGAGCGGCGGGGAGGAAUAGUGAGCCGGAAAAGCCCAGGACCCCCCCUUCCAGCUCCAAAGGGUUUACCCUAGGCAGGCCACAGGUCCCAGACACAUGGGGGCGGGAUGAACCUCACAUUUUAGAAGAGCAUGUGUGCCUGCUGGACUGCAUCGCCCUGGACCUGCAGGAGGUAGAUAUCUUCGCCGCAGAGCGUCUGCCCUGUGGUAAACCUCCCGAAUCCUCAGACCUCAUCUUUCCUUCCUACUCUGUCCGUCGCACUGGCGAGAACCUGCUGAAGAACUGCUGCCGACUGGAGCUGAAAGUAGAGCGCAACCUGGACAAGGAGUUGAGCCAUGCAGUUCCUGACAUGUCUAUCCACGGCUGCCUGUCGUCAGUACACUGCUCUCUGGACCUAGAGCACUACCAGCUGAUCCGAGGCCUGCUGGAGAACAACCUGGGAGAGCCUUUCGAGGAUUUCCUGCGGCCCUACAACUUACAGGACCCCAGCAGCUAUACGGUGUUAAGUGGAGAUGUCUAUACCAGCAUGUCUUUCUUGGUUGACAUGAUGGAUGUCAGUUUGGAGCUCUUGGACAGCCCAACACACACAGAAGAUGAACGCUCAUUAGCAAGGUUUGACUUCAUGAAAUCGAAGCUACUCUUUGAGAGUUUCUCCAAUGGAUCCAAGUCUGUUAACCUGGUGUCUCACUCACUGCUGGCAUAUGACACUCGCUGUAAAGGGCCCAACAAAAGCCCAGGGCGGGCCGCAGGGGGACGGCACAAUGUGUUUGACUGCAUCCUGCAGCCCUCCAAAACCGGCACCAAUCGGGCCACACUGCAGCUGGAGCUGCAUUACAGAUCCACGCGUGACUCCUCCUGCUUCACUGUGGUGCUGAACAACCUGAGAGUGUUUCUCAUCUUCGACUGGCUGCAGCUGGUCAGAGACUUCCUGCGGGUGCCGGUGGAGAAGGUGCCAAGAGCUGCUGAGCCUGGUCAGGGCCGGCCCGGUGACGCCAGCACGGACCCGAGCCCCGCCACCAUCAGCACCACCGGGGCCGUCAUGCCAAAGACGGUGAAGAGCGGUGUGGUCACCAAGAGGUCCACGGUGCCCGUCACUCAGGACCGCUGCCUGGAGGUCAAGAUCAACGUCACAGGCACAGAGUUUGUGGUUGUGGAGGACUCGUCUUGUCUGGAUACCAACGCCAUCAUUCUGAAGGGCACCACCGUCCUCACAUACAAACCCCGCCUGCUGGACAGACCCUUCUCUGGCAGCCUCGCAGGAAUAGAGGUUUUCUCGUGUCGGCUGGGCAGUGAGCAGGAGACAGCGCUGUCCAUUAUCGACCCAGUCAACAUUCAGGUGGAGCUGUGUGGGAGCCCCACAUACCAGAGCAGCUCGGGUCUACUGGACGCCUUCAACGUGGAGGACAUCCCUCCCCUGCUGGAGAUUCAGUUUCCUACUCUGGACAUUCGUCUUUCCUACAACGACAUUCAGCUCUUCUUGGCAAUCGCCAGGUCCAUCCCUACCUCCAGUUCUGCGCUGCCCUCUGACUGUGAAAGCAGCACUGAGCCUGCAGCUACACCCAAGGACCUCUUCAGGCAGAAGACCGAGGCCCUCAUAGCGGGCCAGCUGACCCAUUUACAAGACCUUGGCUUCAGGAAAGAGGAUUGCAAAAGAGCCCUGAUCCACUGUAAAGGCCAGCUGGACCAGGCUGCCACGUGGUUGUUAGAGAAUGCUGAGAACAUGGCAGGCCAUGCCAGAGCCCGGGCCAACUCUGCCUCCAGCAGCCACUCUGCUCCUCUGUCGGGGGUGGAGGUGAAGGCUGAGAGUGUGUGCAUCUGCUUCAUUGAUGACUGCCUGGACUGUGACAUACCACUGGCUGAGCUCACCUUCUCCAGGCUCUAUGUGCUGCAGCGCAUUGGUUCCACUCAGGAAGGAAACGCCAGCUUCACUUUGUCAGGAGACUACUUCAACAGAGAAUUGUCAGGCUGGGAGCCCUUCAUCGAGCCCUGGCCCUGCUUCCUCUCCUGGCAGCAGCAGGCCGCUGGCCGUAUCCACCCUCCACGUUUUAAGAUGGGAAUUCGAGCCAAGCAGAGACUGGACGUCAACAUCACUUCUGUCCUGUUGGAACAAUAUAACACCACCAAAAGCUCAUGGAUAGCUGACUACUGUAAGGAGGAGGAACAGACCCCCCAGUCUUCACCCACCCAGCCCUGGAUGGGCUCCUCAGUCGACCCACCUAGCUUUAUACAGAGUGCUCCUCUUGCUCACCUUAGAACUAGGAGCACAGCCACCCUGACCUGCCUCGAGCAGCAGAUUCUCUCCAGAGCUGAUGUGAAGCUGUCCAAGAGGAGGCAGCCGUUUGUGCCCUACGCUCUGCGAAACCACACGGGAUGUACCAUGUGGUUCGCCACUCUGACUACCACUCCUACAAGGGUGGCGCUGUCUCACAGCAGCAGUGCAGACUCCAUCUCAGACGUUCACGGCCCGGGAACUGAUGACACCCACAAUGUGAGCCAGUGGAGGGAGGUGCUGCCUGGGGAGGAGGUCCCCUUUGAGUUCGAAGUCCGCGAGAAACUCCGCCACAGACAAACUCAUGAGCUGAAGCUUCACCAGCUGGUGGUGCGGGUGUGUGGGUGGGAGCAGGUGAAGCCGGUGUCCGUGGACAAAGUGGGCGUGUUCUUCCGUUAUGCAGCUCCGGACAGAAACAGCUCCUCCAACACUGUUGGCAGUCCUAUUAGCAGAACCAACAUCAUCCACCCGCAUGUUUAUUUCUCUGCCCUGCCUCCAGUCAGAGUGGUGUUCUCCAUCACUAUGGAGGGCAGUGCCAGGAAGGUGAUCACUGUCCGCUCGUCCCUCAUGGUGAAGAACCGGCUGGAUGUUCCUAUGGAGGUCCGCCUGGACAGCCCCUCUGCUCCUGACAAGCCAGUGGUGCUGCCUCCUAUCCUCCCCGGCCAGGCAUUGGCGGUGCCCCUCCACCUCACGUCCUGGCGUCUGCAGGCCCGGCCCAAAGGCCUGGGCGUGUUCUUCUGUAAGGUUCCCAUCCACUGGACCAGCGUGGAGCGGCCCGGGGAGAUCAGCAGCAGUAAGAGGGACUGUCAGUCAGCAGACUUUGACGACAGCCUCAAGCGUGACUUCAGAUUUUGUGUGGUCAUCAAAAAGGAGAACUAUCCGGAGCAGCAGCCGGCCAAGAGGGUUGCUGGCAGUGCAAAGGAGAUCUAUCGACAGCCAGGCCACACCAUCUACCUGCUGCCCACCAUGGUGUUGGCCAACCUGUUGCCCUGUGACCUCAACUACUUCAUCAAGGGAACAUCCAUCAGAGGCUCCCUGAAGCCGGGGAAAGAGGCAGUGCUUCACCCUGCCGACACCUCUCAGAACAUGGAGCUAGGAGUCCUGCUGGAGAGCUUCCCUGUGUGCAAAGAGCUGCUCAUUCCCCCUGGUACUCAGAACUAUGUGGUGCGCAUGAGGCUGUAUGACACCAACAAACAUCUGCUCUGCCUCACCAUCCGCAUCAUCCUGCGAGCACAGGGGGCUCUGAAGAUCCUAAUCUCUGCCCCCUACUGGCUUAUCAACAAGACUGGCCUGCCGUUAAUUUUCCGUCAGGACAACGGCAAAGCUGAUGCUGCAGGCCAGUUUGAGGAGCACGAGCUGGCCCGGAGCCUCAGCCCACUGCUGUUCUGCUACACUGACAAGGAGCAGCCUGCGAUGUGCACAAUGCGGAUCGGUAAAGGGAUCCACCCAGACGGAGUUCCAGGCUGGUGCCAGGGCUUCUCCCUGGACGGAGGCAGUGGAGUCAGGGCAGUAAAGGUCAUCCAGCAUGGGAACAGGCCUGGCCUCAUCUAUAACAUAGGCAUCAGUGUGCGGAAAGGAAAAGGACGCUACAGGGACACACACAUAGUGACCUUUGCCCCGCGCUACCUCCUGGAUAACCGCUCUACACACAAACUGGCCUUCGCUCAGAGAGAGUUUGCAAGAGGAAAGGGUGCGGCUAACCCAGAGGGUUACAUCUCCACCCUGCCGGGCUCCAGCGUUGUCUUCCACUGGCCACGCAAUGACUACGACCAGCUGCUGUGUGUGCGCCUCAUGGACACCCCCAACUGCACCUGGUCAGGAGGCUUCGAGGUCAACAAACCAAAGUCCUUUCACGUCAACAUGAGGGACACACUGGGAAGCUGUUUCUUCCUGCGGACAGAGAUCACCCUGAAGGGGGCCACGUACCAGAUCUCCUUCUCUGACACGGACCAGCUGCCUCCACCUUUCCGCAUCGAUAACAUCUCUGAAGUUCCAAUCCAGUGCUGGCAGCAUGGUGUGGCGGACGUCCGCCUGCACACUGAGGUGAAGGCGGACUGCGUGCUGGACUACGCCUGUGACGAGCCCACCCUGCCCCCCUACCUCACUCUGACCGUGAAGGGGGCGGGAUCCUCAGAGGUCACUGCAGACAUGAACUUCUUCAGAGAGUACAACAAGCUUUACUACGAGAACUUCAUCUACAUCGCUGCCACGCACACCUUCUCACCGAAAGUGGAGAAGAGGCCUGUUGGGAAGAAGCGUCUGGUGAGCUGUGCUGAACUGGUCCUCGACGUGGACACUAAGACUCAAAGGGUCAUCCUGAAAAAGAAGGAGCCAGGGAAGCGCUCUCAGCUGUGGAGGAUGACGGGGACCGGCAUGCUGUGCCAUGAGGGCUCGUCCCCCCCGCAGAGCAAGCCUGCACAGCCACGCCCCCUGGACUCCUCUUUGGUGCUGGACAUCGCAGGGCUGGCAGCUGUCAGUGACAACAGUUUCGAGCCGCUGAUGCUGAGGAGGCCAGACUCUCGCCGCAGCACCACCCAGACCUGGUUCUUCAGCUCAGGCAUGCUGACCUGUGGCCUUCCCCGGCUGGUGGUGCAGGUGAAGUGUGGGCUGUCAGGUUUGUAUGAUGGAGCAGAGGUAGUGCUGGGACCAGACUCAGGGCUGCAGGCUCCUGGCCCUGAGCAGCAGUUCAUCAACCAGAAGAUGAGGCCGGGUUCUGGUGUGCUGUCAGUCCAGGUGCUGCCAGACGGACCAACACGUGUCCUACAGAUCAGUGACUUUAACCAGAGGAGAAUGAUCCGCAGCUCCCCCAGCACAGAGCAGGACCGGGGGAAGGGGGAGGUGAAGAAGAAGGAGCCUGAGCAGGAGCUGGAGGUGUUGGUGAACCUGGAGGAGGGUGUAGGGGUAUCUCUGGUCAACAAGGUCCCAGAGGAGCUGGUGUUCACCACGCUGUCCGGGAUAGAUGUCCACUUCACCCGCACUGCAGCUAACGAGGUGUUGGAGCUCAGCAUUCAGAACAUCCAGGUGGACAACCAGCUGCUGGGCAGCACGCAGCCUGUGAUGCUGUGUGUGACGCCCAGCUGCAGUGACAGCAGUGUGAGCGACAGCGGCCCUGCCCUGCAGGUCAACUCUGUGAAGGUUCCCAGCAGCCUCAUGCUCACGGACCUGUUCAAGCACCUCAUGGUGACGGCCCGCCGCUUCACCGUCAUCAUUGAGGAGAAGCUGCUGCUCAAGCUGCUCAGCUUCUUUGGAUACGGACAGACUGAGGCUGAGCUGGAAACAUUUGAUGAAAACAUCUAUGAGAAGCCCAACGAGGAAUCAGGACCUCCCAAACGCUACUACUUUGAGAACCUGAAGAUCAGCCUCCCCCAGGUCAAACUUAGCGUGUUUACCUCUCACAAGCUGCCUCCAGACCUCAAGGCUCUGAAAGGCACCCUGGGCUUUCCUCUGGUCCGCUUUGAAGACGCUGUCAUCAACAUGUACCCCUUCACCAGAGUGCACCCCUAUGAAACCCAGGAGAUCCUCAUCAACGACAUCCUCAAGCACUUCAGAGAGGAGUUGAUGAGCCAGGCGGCUCAGAUCCUGGGCUCUGUGGACUUCCUGGGAAACCCCAUGGGGCUCUUGAACGACGUGACGGAGGGCAUGUCUGAGCUCAUCAAGUACGGCAACGUGGGGGGGCUCAUACGCAAUGUGACCCACGGGGUGUCCAACUCUGCUGCCAAGUUUGCAGGGACGUUAUCAGACGGGCUGGGAAAGACCAUGGACAACCGGCACCAGAGCGAGCGAGAGUACAUCCGGUACCACGGGGCCACCAGCGGGGAGCACUUGGUGGCAGGGAUCCACGGUCUGGCUCACGGUAUCAUUGGAGGCAUGACGAGCAUCAUCACCUCCACGGUGGAGGGCGUGAAGACGGAGGGCGGAGUCAGCGGCUUCUUCUCUGGCCUGGGCAAAGGUCUAGUUGGCACAGUGACCAAACCGGUGGCUGGGGCUCUGGACUUUGCCUCAGAGACGGCUCAGACGGUCCGGGACAUGGCUAGUCUCAGUAACCACAGGCUGGGGGUACAGCGGGUAAGGAAGCCGCGCUGCUGUAAGGGCCCCCAGGGUCUGCUCCCCCGACACUCUGCCACUCAGGCAGAGGGGCAGGAGCAGCUGUUCCGCCUGACGGACAACAUCCACUCUGAGUUCUUCAUCGCUGUGGAGCCCAUCGACAGCUACUGCGUCCUCAUCUCCUCUAAGGUGGUGUACUUCCUGCGGCCAGGGGAGUACGUGGACCGGGAGGCCAUCUUCCUGGAGGUGAAGUAUGACGACCUGUACCACUGCCUGGUCUCUAAGGAUCAUGGGAAGGUGUAUGUGCAGCUCACCAAGAAGGCAGAGAGCACCAGCAGCGGGGUGGCCAUCCCAGGCCCCUCCCACCAGAAACCUAUGGUCCAUGUGAAGAGUGAGAGUCUGGCCAUCAAAAUCUCUCAGGAAAUCAACUAUGCCAAGAGUCUGUACUACGAGCAGCAGCUGAUGCUUCCUGCCAGCGAGAACGAGGACUGCUUACAGCUCGAGUCCUGAUCACAUCACUGUUUUACAAGCAUUGGUCACUUUUCUUAAAUCCUGAGACUGUCAGGGCUUUUAUUGAUUUUUGUAGACCUCAGUGUUUUAAAGAGUUUGACAAACUGCAGCAAAGGGAACAGUCAGACACAUGACCUGAUGUCUGGCACAUGAAAUCACAACAUAUGCAAGCCGCUGUACAUUUGAUGAAGAAACACUGGCUCCAUGUUUAUAUGUUCUACAUGUUUGUGUAUAGACAGAAAUGUAAAUAUAGCUACAAACCAAUACUACAAACAUACUGUACUAAUUAUGAAGUGUGGAGAAUAACAGAUCAAGCUGAUGUAAAAUAUACAAACAAACUGCCUUUCCCUCUCUAUUUUGUGUAUAAGUGACCAUUAGUUGGGGGAGGGGGGGUAAUAGCACUGACACAGGGAGUGAGGGGACCUGCAGCCCCCCCCCCUGCCUCACACACUGAAGCUGCCUGUCUCCGUCUCUGCCUUUUACAAUCACACACCUCCAGGUCGGACAUGUGUUUUAUUUGAAACCUUUUUUAACAAGAUGCUUCCGUCUGCAGAGUUCUGAUCCACAGCACGGAGCGCCCCCUCCUGAGUGUUGGUCUUUGGGUUGAGUGUGUUGUCAGAGAUAUUCCUAAAAUGUGUGUUCGAGAAGAGGAGUGCAUAUGUGCUCUUUACAAUAACGUUCAUGUGGACACACUUCAAAUAAAGCCCCAAGACAGCA
This is a messenger RNA of Gymnodraco acuticeps, 14361 nucleotides long. It is a transcript of the gene vps13d, whose product is annotated as vacuolar protein sorting 13 homolog D. Gene Ontology annotation, cellular component: extrinsic component of membrane. The record is from RefSeq and is a predicted model, not a curated record. The transcript is spliced from 70 exons. Gene Ontology annotation, molecular function: protein binding. Bases 511 to 13644 code for a protein of 4377 amino acids. Lineage: Eukaryota; Metazoa; Chordata; Actinopteri; Perciformes; Bathydraconidae. Gene Ontology annotation, biological process: mitochondrion organization; protein retention in Golgi apparatus; protein targeting to vacuole.